CCCCGCGUUCUCUGAGGAAGUUGGCCGGCGCGGCGGAUGCGGCGGCCCCGGCCCCCCGGGCGUCCCCGCCGCGCGUCCUGUCCCGGCGCCUUCCGCGCCCCGGCACCUGUGCGUCCUCCCGCCGCCAGCCCCGGCUCUGCCAGAAGGCCAGUGACCACCAGCCUGGGGCCUGAUCAUGAAGCUGAUCCUGCUGUGCUGGCCCCUGCCCUGCCUCCUGCUGCUGUUUUCCUGGUCCCUGGCCACCCCAGCAUCCACGGCCCCUUGGCAGUGCCCACCGGGGGAGGAGCCCAACCUGGACUCGGAGCUGGGCACACUCUGCAGGUCCUGCCCCCUGGGUACCUUUUCUGCCUCUUGGGGCUCCAGCCCAUGCCAGUCCCAUAACCGCUGCAGCCUUCGAAGGAGGCUGGAGGUCCAGGCGGGCACGGCCACUCAGGAUGCACUCUGUGGAGGCUGUCAGCCAGGGUGGUUUGGGCCCUGGGGGGUCCCCCGCGUUCCAUGCCAGCCGUGUUCCUGGGCACCUCUGGGCACUCGAGGCUGCCAUGAGAGGGGGCGGCGGGCCCGGCGCGGCGUGGAGGCGGCUGCCGGGGCCAGUGGAGCAGGCGAGACGCGGCAGCCUGGAAACAGCACGCGGGCGGGCGGCCCCGAGGAGACAGCCGCGCAGUACGCCGUGAUCGCCAUUGUGCCCAUCUUCUGCCUCAUGGGGCUGCUGGGCAUCCUGGUGUGCAACCUGCUCAAGAGGAAGGGCUACCACUGCACUGCCCACAAGGAGGCCGGACCCUCUGGAGGCACAGGCAAUGGUGAGGCAUACUCCGGGGUGGGAGGGGCCAACCCUGCCUACCGGACCGAGGAUGCCAACGAGGACACCAUUGGGGUCCUGGUGCGCCUCAUUACAGAGAAGAAAGAGAAUGCAGCGGCCCUGGAGGAACUGCUCAAGGAGCACCACAGCAGGCAGCUGGUGCAGACGGGCAGGCCCGGACCCAGGCUGCCCCCGGCUGCACCCAGCACGCCGCACAUGUGCCCACACCGCCACCACCUGCACACGGUGCAGGGCCUGGCCUCGCUCUAUGGCCCAUGCUGCUCCCGAUGCAGCCAGAAGAAGUGGCCUGAGGUGCUGCUGUCCCCAGAGGCCGCAGCUGCCUCCACACCUGCCCCCAGCCUCCUGCCCAAUCCUGUGAGGACGCCCAAGGCCGGGGCCAAGGCGGGACGCCAGGGCGAGAUCACCAUCUUGUCUGUGGGCAGGUUCCGCGUGGCUCGGAUUCCAGAGCAGCGUAGCAGUGUGUUGGCAUCUGAGGUGAAGACCAUCGCGGAGGCCGGGCCUUCGCCGAGCGAGCCACCCGACUCCCCACAGCCUGGCCUCCCUGCUGAGCAGCGGGCGCUGCUGGGAAGUGGUGGAAGCCACACGAAAUGGUUAAAGGUCCCAGCCGAGAGCAAGGCUGAGGAGAACCGCUACGUGGUCCGGCUGAGUGAGAGCAACCUGGUGAUCUGAGGGCUGGCUGCUGCAAAGACACUGCGGCCCCGCCCCAGGAGGCGCUGCUGGCUUCCUGGAGGAGGAAGAGCCGUGGCUGGGAGGACAAGGAGCAGCGGCCCAGCACAGUAGGCAGCAGAGGUUGAGGGCUGCAGGUGGGCCCAUUUGCCCCAGCCAGGCCGUGGGCAGGCCACAGGGCAUGGUGUGCAGGAGUAGAGUGAGCCCGCCCCGUCCCUGCUGCCCCGCACCUGCCCUGCAGAUCUUGGGAGCCCUCAGGGUUCUUCUGUAGCACCAGGGGCCAGGCUUGGCAGAGGAGGGCCAAAGCCUGGGGCCUCCUACCCUUGCCCAGGGCUCUGGAGCAGCUGGGUCUUCCCCCUCCUCUUCCAGCAGGGCCUGUGAGGGGAAGGGGCUAUUGAAAGUCCUUGGCCGGGAGGCUGAGGGCCUGGAUUCUCAUCCUGGGCGUGACCGCCUGGUCCCAGUGUUUCUACCAGGAAAGCAAGGAGAGCAUCUCGGGGGCCUGGACCUGCACCAGCUCCUGGAGGGCCACUGGCCAGGCCAAGCCUGGCUGGGCCAGGUGGUGAGAGAGUUCAGCCCUGCCUGUCGUCCUGUUAGUAGCUUUACUCGGCCCUGUCACUGCUGCCUUCAGGGUCUCCACUUGCAGUGCCCCCAGGGGCUGCACAUCCACGGUUCUGCUUAACGCAUGUGCCUGCGUUUCCCUGUCAAAAACCCCUGCUGUUUCCUGUCGGAUUCAAGAACAGACCUGGACAGGCCCACCCUGCAAGGUGUCAGGCGCUGCGGGGCGAGGAGAGUCAGUGGGGCUGGCGGUGUCCGCCUCCCUGUCCCCCAGCCCCGGGCAGCGUGGCGAGUCCACGUCCUGUCUCCACGCUGGCACAGCAGCCUCUGUAUUUAUGUGGGGCCCCGCAGGCGUGGGCC
Messenger RNA from Ochotona curzoniae (black-lipped pika), 2398 nucleotides. It is a transcript of the gene RELT, whose product is annotated as RELT TNF receptor. Gene Ontology annotation, molecular function: protein binding. The transcript is spliced from 11 exons. Gene Ontology annotation, biological process: apoptotic process; amelogenesis. The record is from RefSeq and is a predicted model, not a curated record. Bases 176 to 1486 code for a protein of 436 amino acids. Lineage: Eukaryota; Metazoa; Chordata; Mammalia; Lagomorpha; Ochotonidae.